ACACUGGACGCAAUCGAACAGGCGUAUUCAGUCUCCAAAGGAGUCGCCGACGACUUCGAGAAUGCCCACUGUGUUUUCCGUGACUACGGCAAAGACUUCAUGAAGAAGAUUGGUGUUUCUCCGGAUGCGUUUCUGCAGAUGGCCAUACAAAUGGCAUAUUACAAGGAUCAAGGAAAAUUCGAACUCACAUACGAACCAACAGUGAUGCGAUUGUAUCGUGAAGGACGGACAGAGACGGUACGGAGCUGCAGCAUGCAUUCGUGCGAAUUUGUCAACUCUAUGCUUGAUAAGACUAAGGAUGACCAGACGCGAUUGUCGCUGCUGCGAAAAGCAUGCGAUUCUCACCAGACCUAUUACCGUAAUGCAAUGGCCGGUUACGGUGUCGAUCGGCAUCUUUUUGCCAUGUACGUGGUGUCCAAAUAUUACGGUAUCCAGUCUGCGUUCCUGGACAACGUGUUCAGCAUGAAUUAUGCACUCUCCACUAGCCAGACUCCACAACACCAAAUGAGCGAAUACAUGAAAUCGCUGAACAAAGAGCGCGAUUUAUUCUGGCCUGCAGGAGCGUUCAGCUGCCCGGAAGGAUCGAAUUACGGAGUAUGCUACACCGUUGGUGCCACCGGUGACAUAAUGAGCUUUCAUGUGACAUCCUGGAAAUCGCUACCCCAUACGGACUCACACCGAUUCCGCGAUACACUUUGUGAAUGCUUGCGAGAAAUGAAGAUGAUGGUUGAUCGAGCGAUUAGCUGA
Messenger RNA from Ostertagia ostertagi, 747 nucleotides. The record is from the annotation of a GenBank genome assembly. NCBI's taxonomy places the organism in Eukaryota, Metazoa, Nematoda, Chromadorea, Rhabditida, Trichostrongylidae.